AUGAGUGGACCAGUCGAAGGCGAAGCGGUUGCAUCGCCAGCUGUGCCCGCGCAAGCACCAAACGACCCAACAGCACCAGCAAAGACUGAUGCGAAGGAUGCGAAGCCCGAGGGAGAUGGCGCCUCAAAGAAAAUGUCAGGUGCAGAAUUGAAGAAAUUAAAGCAGGCCGAGAAGCAAGCAAAAAGAGCGCAAGCAAAGGCAGUUGGACCAGCGACAGUGCAGCAGGGCGGUAUCCCAAAGGAGAACCAGAAGCAGAAAGAGCAGAAGCAGUCUCAGAAGAAAGAUGAAUCAAGACCUUUGCCCAUUCGAAGGAGACCAUCACAGUCCAAUGCCGUGCCGCAGCAGCAGGCGAGAAAGGAGUCGAAGCGAGACCAGAAGCAACUCGGACUCUUCUUUGGCCAUCUGUACAGCCAGCCGAGACAGCACUCCAUGGUGGGGGCUUCAAAAGACGUCCACCCCGCUGUUCUUGCCCUUGGUCUGCAAUAUAGCAGCUACGUGAUCUGUGGUAGUACUGCUCGGAUGGUUGCUAUGCUUCUAGCCUUCAAGGCAGUUAUCGAGUCCUACCAGACGCCCGUAGGUACCAGUCUGGCGCGGCAUCUUACCAACCACCAUCUCAGCCCACAGAUCGACUAUUUGAGAGGCUGUCGACCGCUGAGCAUCAGCAUGGGCAACGCCAUUCGAUGGCUGAAAGACCUUAUCAUCAAGAUCGACCCCUCCACCCCCGAAGCAGAAGCCAAGCGCGACCUCGUCGAGGAAAUCGACAUGUUCAUCCGCGAGCGUGUCACCGCCGCCCAAAAGCUAAUCCGUGACCAAGCCGCCACCAAGAUCCUCCCCGGCGACGUGAUCCUCACCUACGCCUCCUCCUCCAUUGUCGAGCAGACCAUCCUCCAAGCGCACAAAGCCGGCGUUCCCUUCACUGUCAUCGUCGUCGACUCAAAGCCGCUCUUUGAAGGCAAGACGCUGGCGCGCAAGCUGGCUAACCAAGGCAUCAACGUCCGCUACUACCUCAUCACGGGUGCUUCCCAUGCAGUCAAGGGCGCAUCGAAGGUAUUUCUGGGCGCACAUGCUAUGAUGUCUAACGGCCGGCUCUACUCGCGUGUCGGUACCGCCCUCGUUUCUAUGCUCGCCCGCUCGCACUCCCUCCCCGUAAUCGUACUCUGCGAGUCCGUAAAAUUCACCGAGAAAGUCGCCCUCGACUCCAUCGUCGGCAACGAAGUCGCUCCCGCAGACGAGAUCCUUUCCGAAGCUGAGCGUGCCUCUCUACUUCCUCUGGAACCCCAUCUCCCGACCACGCACCCCUCCAAGAACAAGAACGACGAUAAGUCCGCUACUGAGGAUACCAAGUCCGGACCGCUGGAUGUACUGAAGUGGGUUGAAGGCUCCGAGAACUUGCACCACCUACAGGUUCUGUACGAUGUCACGCCCGCGGAGUACAUCAACAUGGUCAUCACAGAGUACGGGAGCUUGCCGCCGAGUUCGGUCCCCGUUGUUCAUCGGCUGAGUACGAAUACCUAA
Didymosphaeria variabile is the source of this 1515-nucleotide messenger RNA. RefSeq lists its product as uncharacterized. The record is from RefSeq and is a predicted model, not a curated record. The transcript has 2 exons. Lineage: Eukaryota; Fungi; Ascomycota; Dothideomycetes; Pleosporales; Didymosphaeriaceae. Bases 1 to 1515 code for a protein of 504 amino acids.